AUGAAAUCUACCAUCGUCUUCGAACUCGCGGCCCUCGCGGCUGUUGCUCUAUGCAACCCCUCGGGAAAGGACUUCACGCAACUGGAAUUACCCGGCUGGGACGCAGGAGACAGACUGUUCCCGGCGAACGUUAUCGAAGGAUAUCACGAUGAUUACAACAAUCAAACGGCUAAGUCGUGGUCGCACCACGUCUUGGAACGCUGCCGUACUUUCGAAGACGGCACGUCCACAAUCUCAUAUUCCGCGAUCAACUCCGGUACACCGAAAGAUCGAUACUGGUUUGGCUUUUGUUUCCGAGGCGGCAGGACCACCGCGACGGAUUACGUACUCGUCGACGGCGUUCAAGAUUCGAUUGUCUACACUAUCUAG
Molecule: messenger RNA, 369 nt
Organism: Zymoseptoria tritici IPO323
Lineage: Eukaryota; Fungi; Ascomycota; Dothideomycetes; Mycosphaerellales; Mycosphaerellaceae
Exons: 2
Coding region: 1-369 (122 amino acids)
Source: RefSeq, a predicted model, not a curated record